Messenger RNA from Closterium sp. NIES-67, 2610 nucleotides. Lineage: Eukaryota; Viridiplantae; Streptophyta; Zygnematophyceae; Desmidiales; Closteriaceae. The record is from the annotation of a GenBank genome assembly.
UCCUUCCAUCCCUUCGCCUGCUGCUGCCCCGCUUCCUCCUCCCAACUCUCCCUUCCCUAUCACUACCCUCACGCACGCCGCAUUUCCCGCUGUCAACGAGUACCUUGCGUGAAGUCGUCGCUUAGGCAAGGCGUGAGAGUAAUUCCGUCGGAGCCUGACGCUACCCCCUCGAAACAAUAUCGAUAGGAUCCCAAAUCUGCGCUUCUCGCACGCAUCGCAAACCCUAGCUGUGUCCCUCCAAGCAGCACCAACCAUGGCGUAUCGCGCGCGCGUCGCGAUGGUGAUAGGAAUAGCCCUGCUGGCAUCCGCCUUAUUACUUGUCGCCGACGGAGCGUCCACGAACGCCGGCGGCUCGACGAAAAAUUCAGGCUCUAGCGGAACCACGUCUAGCGGGUCGUCUGCUACUAGCGGGACCACUUCUAGCGGGUCUUCAAGUUCCAGCGGGACUGCUUCUUCCGGGUCUACGAGCAGUACCGGGACCGCUAGUAGCGGAUCAACGGCCUCGACCGGGUCAACAAAGUCUACGGGCACAUCUGGGUCAACGGCCAGUCAGGGGUCAACGGGGUCAACUGGCAGCCAGGGCUCGACUGGCUCCUCGGCUUCCACAAAUAACAACGGGAAUACUGCUAGUAACGGAAACACCGCUAAUAACGGGAACACUGCUAGUAACGGGAAUACCGCUAGCAACGGGAAUACCGCAGGUAACGGGAAUACUGCUAAUAACGGGAACACCGCAAGCAACGGCAACACCGGGAACAACGGAAACACUGCCUCAACUGGUUCUUCCGGUUCGUCAACGUCAACGUCAGCUUUUCUGUCGCUGCCGGUCAACGGGUGCUCUCCGUCAGCGUGCCAGAAUCCGUCACUGGGAUUCUACAAGGGAACGUUCCAGCAGGCGUCGAACGCGAACGCCGUUCAGAAUAUGAACCUCGGCGAAUACGUGUACGGCACGCGCAUCUGCUCCGAUCUCGCCAAAUCGUCCACUGAUGCCAAGUCGUUCCCCGACUGCUGCACCGACUGCGCCAACACCGCUGCUUGCCACUACUUCCAGUUCUACACUCCAGACUCCAUCUCUUCCGCCCCCGGCGGGCAGAAGCAGUGCUUCCUUCUCUCCGAGGCUCCAGCUGGUCUGGCUGUUAGCGGGGCUCUCAGCUAUGUCGGCGGUUUCUGCAACCCCCCUGCUUCAGCCACUCAGCAGCAAUCCCCCUCUACCACUUCCUCUGGCUCCACCUCCUCUUCCUCCUCCUCCUCUUCCUCCUCUGGCUCCACUACUUCCCCCACCGUUUCAGUCACAUCCCCCCCUCCUCCCGGCGUGAAGGGCGAUCCGCACUUCGUGGGGUGGGACGGCGUGCAUUUCGAUUUCACCGGCCAGCCCGGCCACAGCUAUUGCAUGCUCUCUGACAGCAACGUCCACGUCAACAUGUAUCUGGACGGAUUCACGGAAACCAGCGCGAAAGGCGUUAAGGAGACGCACUCCUGGAUCAAGGGCCUCGGGUUUAUCACGCCUGGGCAUAAGCUGGCUCUUUUUGCGAAAACGAGCGCGAGUCCCUCUCGAAACGGCGGGUAUAUGAAGCGGAUCGUGCUUGACGGCCGGGAGUUUAAUCUGACGGAGGGGACGAAAUACGGGACGGCUGACGGGGAGAUCGAGAUCGAAUUUGACGAAGCCGGCAGGAAGGAAGGGGAUGAGGAGACGGACGUCUACACCGUUACUGUACGAGAUACGAUAAAGAUUCUUCUUCGCAUGCGCCCGGAAAUUGGGGGAGUUCGCCGCCCGGACGAUUCUUUUAUCCAUUUCUCGAUGGAGAUUUUAGACGAGCAGCUGUCUACACGCACCCAUGGAAUUCUCGGCCAAACACUGUACAAUUUGAACAAUCCCGAAGCGGCUCCUACCGGGUAUGACGUGGAGUAUAGUGGGGUGGUUUGGGCGUGGCAGGUGGUUGGAGCUGACGCGGAAAAUUACAUUCAGGGGAAUCCGUCGGAUUACGUCACGAGCCAUCUGCUGACGUCGGAUUGCAGAUUCUCGAGGUUUUCCCGCCGGGGUCUGUUUCACUCGGCUCUGUCUCUUGGCUGCUGGCGGAAGGGAUUCGUGUGCUGAGCUGGCAUCAGGGGUUUCUGUUCUGAGGUAGUGCGAGAGUUUGGUGUGCUGAGGUGACACGAGGGGUUUGGAUGCUGAGGUGGCACUAGGGUUUCGCGUGCUGCUUAGGAGGCAUGCAUGGUCAUCCUGACAGGAUAGCAUGCUGAUAGAUGGCCCUUCUGACAUCCUGAGUAGAACACUCCCAAGGUGUUGGAGAGCACAGGGGCCAGUGCAUGAGGUGGUAUGGAGGUAGGAGGACAACCAUGGGCGUAAGUACUCGUUGGAAUUGCUGGCUGGACGGGGCAUUCCGGGAGAGUUUGCUUUAUGCUGUUUGCUUGUAUGGUUAUGGUGAAGCUGAGAAAGGGGGUGACUGGAGGCUGGCUUAUUGGUUAUCUUUGUUGACAUUUGUUAAUUUCUUUGUUAUUGUUAUUGUCUCAAACCAGUAGCAUCUGUAUAUUGGAGAAGGGAAUGGCUGCAUGGGAAUGGUAGGCUUUGUUCAGUUGUAAGGUUGUGUAUGGAAAUGACAUUUCCUUAUC